ACUUUUGCGUUCACCGCCCUUUGUCGUCUCCUCUCGAUUCGAGAUGAUUUCUCUUACUGCCACAGCCUGUAUCGGCAUACUUGGCGUCGAUGUAUCGAGCCACGUUCAGAUCCGUCGUCGCACGCCACGUUGACGUCUGGCAUUCCACAACCGCAAGGUUUUCUUGCCUAGCACAGCAACUUUGUGGAACUAAUUUCCAGAUAUAUAGAUGAAUAUAAUAAUUAUGAUAUCAUCAAAUAUUCUUUACUAUUCCUAAUAUAUCAUCACUCGAUCUUGAUCCUAUCCCUCAAUGAAAUUCGCAAAUCUUCCUGUUCGCCAUAUUUUGUGAGCAUUUCCUUUGCAUGAUAAGGGCCUCCCGGCCUUCCAGGCCUCUACUCCGUAAAAGUUGUUACAUAUUUAAAUAUUAUAACAAACUCAAAAGGGCGUUCUAGUUUUUGAAUAUAAAAGAAUUUUGCGAAUAAGUUCAUAACAAUUGUGAAGAUUAAUAAAUAUAAACUAUUGAGCACCUCCUCCUUCUUGAAAUCGAUUGAUGUAACAUAUUAUAUAUAUAUUUUCAAGAGAUCUACACCUUACAUUGACUAACAACUGAAUUAGUUAUCUAACAGCAACAAUAAUAAGUAAUGGUGAACCAUGUAAGAAUUGCUAAUGACUCAGCAGUCCUACAUAACCACUGGAUUAAGAAAGUAAAAAUAUAGUAGUCACACAGACGUGGUUAUAUCGGACGAUGCAGAAAUUGUGUAACAGCAAGUUAUACAUCGUGUUCGAGCCAUUCCUUAGUGCACUUUGGCCUGAAUCGACGCCACGGUUACAUCACUCGGGUACAUAAUAUAUCAUCAUCAUAUAUCGGCUAUGGAUGAAUUCAUUACCAAGUUCAAUAAUAUUUAGUUUCUUAAAUUUAUUUGAACAUUGAAGUGACAGCCGCAGCGGUAAACACAUCAAAAUGUUUGUCGUGUUAUACGUGAUUUCAAUGGUUAUCAUAACCGCAAUUAUUGUUGGAUUUUAUCAGAAAGCCACGAACGCCAUAUGCAAAUCGAAGAAGAACUUAACGGGAAGAACAGCUAUAGUCACCGGAGGUACGAAUGGAAUGGGAUUAAGAAUUGCCACGGAUUUCGCCUCUCGAGGAGCGCGGGUUAUUGUUGCGUGUCCUUUUAUCGACGAAGGCACUCAAGGAAGGAAUGUGAUUGUUGACAAAACUGGGAACAGCGAUGUUGUGUUCAAGAUGCUGGAUCUAGCUUCGUUGGCUUCGGUGAGAUCUUUUGCGAAGGAAAUCCUUGAAACCGAAGAUCGGCUUGACAUAUUAAUAAACAACGCUGGUGUCGGAGUAGGAGUAGAUAGAUUAACAAAGGACGGCUUGAAUUUUAUAAUGCAAGUGAAUUAUUUUGGACAUUUUUUACUAACACUUCUUUUGUUGCCGUUAUUGUUGAAAACAGGCACGCCGUCGGAACCAGCGAGGGUUGUAAAUACUUCGUCUAUUCUUCAUAACAUUGGUAUCAUAAAUUUUGAUCAAAUGAACAGUCUAAAAUAUUGGUACACGAUCCAAUUAUAUGGAAAUAGUAAGUUGUGUUUAAUUUUGUUUGCUCACGAGUUGGCGAAGAAACUGAAGGGCAAAAACGUUGUGAUAAAUACCGUAGACCCUGGAGCAGUGGGCACCGGUAUAUUUAAUUGUGUUGGAUCAUUUUUCGGCGUGUUAAUAUCUUAUUUUUUCAAGAAUUUUUACAAAACUCCAUGGGAAGGUGCGCAGACAGCCAUCCAUGUGGCACUCGAUAAUAAAGCUGGAAAAGUUAGUGGAGAGUUCUUCAAGAAUUGUGAACUUACUAGAGCUAGGUCUGCUGCGUACAAUGACAGACUAUCCGCGAAGCUCUGGGAUGAAUCAGUGCGAUGUGUUAAACUGGAUUCGGCAGAAGUUAAAGAAUGUUUAACACCCAGAUUAUAAUUUGUACUACUGGAAAGCAUGAAUAUUUCUUAACUGUGCUCCACAAUAAGGAUCAAGGGUUUUAUCAAUAAAAAAUGUUUUUGGAGGCUGGUAUAUACGUUAAAAAUACAGUUUAUAAAUUUAGAAAUAUUUUCAACUUUGCUUUGAAACUUAUUGGUGGUGUGAAAACAAGAAAGUGAUAAAAAGGGAAGCCUUUGUUGUGUAUUAUAAAAAAAUCGAUAGCGAGAUAACAAAGAUACAUCGCACCUCGCGGAAAAUUUAAUUAUUGUUUUUAAAUACGAUGUUCUAUUUUAACAAUACGAUUAGAGGUAAGUUAUUUUUUUUUAUAAAUUAAAAUAUUGAGAAUAAUAGUUGAUUUUAGUAUUUGCAUUUUUGUAAAGAGACAUAAUUAUCUUUUCACCACUGCCAAGGAGAUAUAUGGCUGCGACCAACGACAUCCAAAUAGACUUGUUUACAAAAACGCACCCAGGACUACUUUGUUUACAAAAAAAUGUCAUGCCAUGUGUAUUCAAAUAUUAAAUAAACUUCCCGAUGCUAUUAAAAUGUUGAAUAUCGGUCCUUUUAAAACUCAAUUAUAUCAAUGGCUUAUUAAUUAAAAUUUUUAUGCUGUUUCUGACUUUUUAAAUUUGUGAUUUUCUUUUUUAUAAUGUUGUGCUUAACUUUGACUACAUAAUAUGUAUAUGACAUGUAUAUUUUGUGAAGAUGCUAAUAUAAUGUAACAAUGAAAUAUUAUGGUGCUGUAAUCUUAGAAUUUUAUUAUAAUAUUAUAAUGACGUGGAGCUAAUGUAAUUUGCAUGCCCUUUUUGGCUAAUGUGUUCAUUCGUAUAGGAUUUUUUCGCUAACUUGUAUACACACAUGACGCAAAUAAAGAAUUAAAGAAAUAAAGAAAUAAUAA
Molecule: messenger RNA, 2828 nt
Organism: Leptidea sinapis
Lineage: Eukaryota; Metazoa; Arthropoda; Insecta; Lepidoptera; Pieridae
Product: retinol dehydrogenase 11-like
Exons: 2
Coding region: 941-1933 (330 amino acids)
Source: RefSeq, a predicted model, not a curated record